AUGGAUUCCAAGGCACAUGUAUGCACAGUAUACCUGUUGUUGCUGUUUGCUUUUACGAGCGAAGCUCUGCCCAAUACCUUUGAUGUCACAAAAUAUGGUGCCAAGGCAGGAUCGGAUAUCACUAAGGCUUUAUUGAGUGCGUGGAAAGAGGGAUGUGCAGCAGCGGGUUCCGGCAAAGUCGUGGUACCAAAAGGGAAGUACUUUUUAGGCGUGGUGGAUUUGAUAGGCCCUUGCAAGGGUGCCAUGCAUCUUCAAGUGGAAGGAACGUUGGUGGCGCCAGCAAAAGCUAGCCAACACAGCAAGAAUAGCUGGGUUACAUUGAGAUACCUGGACCGAUUAACGGUAUCCGGUGGCGGGGCCUUCGACGGACAAGGAGAAAUUGCUUGGGAGCGAGCGCACUGUGGCGACAGAUGCAAGACACCACUUCCAAUUUGCGUAAUCGAUGUAUCAAAACUGUACCAGAACCUACGGUUUGACUUCGUCACCAACAGCAUAGUUGAGGACGUAACUUCCAUCGAUAGCAAGCAGUUCCACGUCAAUGUCCUCGGCAGCAAAAACCUCACCUUCCAGCGGUUUUCAGUGAAAGCCCCGGGACAUAGUCUCAACACCGAUGGAAUUCACAUUGGACGAUCGGAGGGGAUCAACAUAAUUAAUUCAAAUAUUGUCACCGGUGAUGAUUGCAUCUCCAUUGGCCAGGGGAGCAAGCAAGUACGAAUCACAAAUGUAAGGUGCGGACACGGGCAUGGCAUUAGUGUUGGAAGCUUAGGAAAGUACGAGAAGGAAGAACCUGUGUCCGGAAUUUAUGUAAAGAAUUGCACAAUAUACGACACUGACAAUGGCGUGAGAAUUAAGACUUGGCCCGCAUUGUAUGGUGGCACUGCGUCGAAUAUCCAUUUCGAGGACAUCGUCAUGCAGAACGUCAGCAAUCCCAUCAUUAUAGAUCAAAUGUACUGCCCAUGGAACCUAUGCAAUCGGAAGGUAACUUUUUAAUUUUCAUUUUUUUUCAACCAAAAAGGGGAAUCUUUUUUAUUAUUAUUAUUUAUUCAUGGAGAUCAUAUAGUUGUGUGAUGUUGGCUAGAAGAAUACAUUUAUACUAAAAUAUUGUGCCUUUUUUCAGAAGCCAUCAAAAGUUCAAAUCAGCGACGUCAGCUUCAAGAAUAUUCAAGGAUCGUCAAGAACGCCCACGGCCGUUCAAAUUACGUGCAGCAGCAGCGUACCAUGCAAGGACAUUGUGCUUUCUAACGUUAACCUCAAGUACACCGGAUCUAAGGGAUCUGCAAAAUCUGUUU
Messenger RNA from Manihot esculenta (cassava), 1289 nucleotides. RefSeq names its product polygalacturonase-like. The transcript is spliced from 3 exons. Bases 1 to 990 code for a protein of 329 amino acids. Gene Ontology annotation, molecular function: polygalacturonase activity. The record is from RefSeq and is a predicted model, not a curated record. Gene Ontology annotation, biological process: carbohydrate metabolic process. NCBI's taxonomy places the organism in Eukaryota, Viridiplantae, Streptophyta, Magnoliopsida, Malpighiales, Euphorbiaceae.